This is a messenger RNA of Effrenium voratum, 345 nucleotides long. Lineage: Eukaryota; Dinophyceae; Suessiales; Symbiodiniaceae. The record is from the annotation of a GenBank genome assembly.
AUGCGCUGUGACGGGCGCUGCAUAAGCUGUGACGAUCAAUGCAUUGAGAGUUUUGUAAGCACGUGGCCUCUACCUUGGCAGUGCAUGGUGAAGGUCAACACAGCGGUUGGUCCUCGUGCAUCAUUGAGCAUUGCUCAGAUGCCAGCCUACCAAGCAUUGCCUGAGAUGAAAACGACUGCUUUCUGGCUAAGAUGCAUGCACGGGGCGUCGCUGUGCCAGUUUUGUCAUUCACCCGGACUUUUCAAACAGACAAGCCUGGACGUUGGCGUUGUGGAGAGCAAGUGCACGCAGCUGCACAGCAUUGGUUCUGCCAAAGAGCCAGCGCAUGAUAGGCAGACCCGGUAA